AGAUUCAAUGAAACUGAAAAAUGUUUCAUUUAAUCUGUAAUACUGUUUUACUUUUUAUCACUAAUCACUAUAUAAACACAGAUUAAUUGAAACAUUUAAUUUGUAGUAGAAACUUAUUUAUUACAUUUCUCAUUCGAAAUUCUUAAACAUAGCUAAUUAGAAAACAUAAUUUAUCUAAGUAUAUUAAAUUGUUAUCCUUUAACAUUAAUUUAAUUAAAUGUAAGUUAUAAUGAUUAGAGUUAUAACGUCGAGAUUUGAUAAUUACAUAUUUUCUUUUGGUAGCUUUAAAUUCCUUCAUUGCUAUUCUACACCAACUAAUAAAUUAAAAAAAAAUUAUUAUCAUCUUCAGAGUGCAAGACUAGUAUUUCCACAGGCAAUGUCUUCAAGAGUAAUGCCAAUCAUGGAUAUAAAUUAUUCAAAAUUGUUAUCUUUGAUCAAUUUAAAAACAUUAAUCAUAGAUGUACGUGAAAAAGAAGAAAUUAAUUCAUCUGGUACUUUACCAAAUAGCAUUAAUAUUCCCUUAAAAGAAGUAGAUACAGCACUAUCACUUACAGAUGAAGAAUUUGAAAAACAAUACAAUGUCCCAAAACCUAAUCUAAUAGAAACUGAAAUUAUAUUUUCUUGUGCAGCUGGUGUUAGAAGUUACAAAGCAGCUACAAUAGCAAAAGGAAAAGGGUUUACAAAAAAUCUAAUACACUAGGCGUGGACUGGUAACGGGAGCAUGGGGAAAUUGCCCCCUGGCAUCGCAGAUAUCCUGACUUAUACAGUUUUCCAGAUUUGUGGCAACCCUGAUUAUGUAUGUUACCAUUUGAAAAAAUAGAGUUGUUGCCUUUUUAAGAUAUAAUGAAUGAACAUAAAACUACUUUAUUACUAAUGAAUUGAUAAAAACAUGUAACUAAAAGAAAUUUAAAAAGCAUUACCAAUAUUAUUUUUAUUUUUUGAUUAAAUAAGUGGUUCAUAAUAAAAUUAUCAUCUUGCAUACUGGGGCAGAAUACUUUCCUAAAUAUUUUGGCAAUACUUUUUAAUAUUAUUGUCUAACCUAAAAAUAUUAUUAAUUAAUCUAUAUCGUGCAAUUUAUAAUAUUAAAUAAAUUGAGUCUGCAAUACUCGAGAAUUUUGAGAAAUGUACAUUUAAAUUCAAAAAUAAAUACUUCUAGUUCUAUAAUAUAUACUUGGCAUUUUUCUAAUUUACAACAUAAUUAGCAAUACUUCACAAAAAAAAAAUUAGAAUUUUAUAACAAGAUUUAAAAUUUUUGAGUAUAAACUUUAAUUCUCUUGGACUGAGUUAUAUUUUAUUUAAUGAAUAAAAUGUAAAAUAACUUUUAUAUUUGAUACAAUCAUUCAAAAAAGUUUUCUGACCAAGUAUGUGACCUUAUGUAUAUAUCAUUAAAAUCAUAAAAUAAACUCACAGCGUGUACCUUUAGCCCUUGCUUCAGCUGCAUCUGAAGCAGCAACAAAUGUUCUUUGAAGCUUUCCUUUUCGUUUUUCUCUAAGAUCAUCAGCUAAACCUUCAGCAAGUUUUUCAAUAAGUAGCAUUGUUUUUUCUGGGUACCUUAGUUUAAUGAAUAAAAAUAUAAAACUAUAUUUACUUCCUUUAAUUUAUCAAGAUUUAUUACAAUUUGAAAAUCAUAAAAACGAUUAACUUACUUGCAUCCCAAGAAUUCAACAUUAAAAAAUACUUGAGCUAGACACACUAAUCUAUCUUCUGGAUAUUUGUCUUUAUGUUCAACUAAAAAUUGUCGUCUAAAUUGCCAAUGAUCGUCAUUCUCAAAUUCAGACUUAUAUUUAUCAACGUCCCAUGAUGUGUCAAAACUCAUAAUUAUUAUACUCGUUAAAAACUAUUCAAAUUUAUAAUGAUUUGUUUAUAUAUAUAUGCAAAAAAAUUACUUAUAUCGUAUAAUAUGUUAAUUAAUUCAUACUAAUACAUUCAGAACAUAAUAAUUUUCAGUACUAUUUUAAAUAUAAUUAAUAUUUUUUCCGAUAACAAAAAUAUAUGAUGAAAUUAUUUUAUUUUAACCUCAAUUUUGGAAAAUUGUUUACAUUUUGUUAAAGAUAGCUUUAUAGAUCUAUCACAGAUAAGAUCUGUAGAUCUAUCAUUUUCAAACGUGGAUGGCGGCAUUGCUACAACUAAUCAAUACUACGAAUAUACAAUUGCCAUGAAUUUAUUGCUAUAAUUACAGCAAUAGACAUUCGAGGCACCGAAUAUUCGAAGUAAUGUUACUCUUGAUUAUGACUUAUUGUAUAAAUGGUAGCAACAUUUUUAAAAGUGAUCGCGAAUUAUUGACAGAGCCAAAUAUAAGACCUAUGUGGGAUCCCGUGCGUCACUCUCGAAAUUUCACUCCCACUAUGGAAAAUAUCGCCAUCACAUAAAGGUGAUGAGAAGAAACCAGAAAAAUUAAUGCCACUAAUCGUGACAGGUUAGAAAAAUUUGUAAAGGUUCCUUCAAGCUCUUGGACUUUG
This is a messenger RNA of Daktulosphaira vitifoliae (grape phylloxera), 2459 nucleotides long. RefSeq names its product rhodanese domain-containing protein CG4456-like. The record is from RefSeq and is a predicted model, not a curated record. Gene Ontology annotation, molecular function: thiosulfate-cyanide sulfurtransferase activity. NCBI's taxonomy places the organism in Eukaryota, Metazoa, Arthropoda, Insecta, Hemiptera, Phylloxeridae. The transcript is spliced from 4 exons. Bases 230 to 700 code for a protein of 156 amino acids. Gene Ontology annotation, cellular component: mitochondrion.